AUCUCUCUCGGUGAGUAUUUUGAUGGCCUCUCAGAUAUUGUGUUUUCUUGUAUCUUCACCACACGCAACCAUCCUUUCGGUCGACUUCCGGUCGAUUUCGUGCCCCGUAAUUCAAUGUGUUCCGCUAAUUCGGAUCUUUUUGUAUCCAUGUUCCUGCCAAGUCUUUGAUGUUCCUUGA
Messenger RNA from Protopolystoma xenopodis, 178 nucleotides. The record is from the annotation of a GenBank genome assembly. Lineage: Eukaryota; Metazoa; Platyhelminthes; Monogenea; Polystomatidea; Polystomatidae.